Messenger RNA from Carassius gibelio (silver crucian carp), 6148 nucleotides. Its product is annotated as leucine zipper putative tumor suppressor 1. The transcript has 7 exons. The record is from RefSeq and is a predicted model, not a curated record. The coding region runs from base 517 to 2679 and encodes 720 amino acids. Gene Ontology annotation, cellular component: dendritic spine. Lineage: Eukaryota; Metazoa; Chordata; Actinopteri; Cypriniformes; Cyprinidae. Gene Ontology annotation, biological process: regulation of dendrite morphogenesis; regulation of synaptic plasticity.
GUGACAGAGGGGGGGCAAGCAGCUCAUUGUAAGCAGCAGUGAGUUAAUCUCUUUAGCGGCACACGUCUUAUGUAAAGAGGUGUAAUGGUCUCUGCCCUCUCCCUUCCCCAAGGGACCGCAAGGGACACUGGGGUCCCGUAUCCCAGCAACAUUUGCAUGUCGGUUAUUCCAAAAAAAGAUAUGAAGGGGGAAAAAAACUGGUGAAUGGUGAUAAGAUCCGCCCCCUUUGCAUGGUAGACUCUUGUCUACAGGCAGACUAUAGAGUAUUCAGUGGUUCACACAAGGACAAACACAUUCUGACUCACAACUGAGAGCAUGCGAAGGAGAUUCGAUUCAGAUUUCACAAACACUGCGUCUGUGGAUUUAUUUGUUUGGAGAGUUUCCCAAAUGGGAAUAAGAAGGAUCUCCACACAAGGCUAUGUGUCCAUCAGACCUUCCUCCAUCAUUAAAAUUCUGUAAUUACACACCUGCUGCCAUCAAGACCACCACCUGCCUUCUCCAGAUGCCCCAGGAAACAUGGGUAGCGUCAGCAGUUUGAUAUCAGGCCAUAGCCUCCACAGCAAACACUGCAAAUCUUCUGAAAACAAAGUCAAAAAGGGGCUUCAGUCGAAGAAAACAGGCCGUAGCUUUGAUGGCUUUCUGAAGUAUGGCUUCUCUCAGGACCAUUGCAGCACCAACAACAACUCAAAAGUCAGCUAUCAUUCAGGCAAAAAUGACGACUUCUUUUACAUCAAGGUCAGCAACAAGCCCCGAACUGCUAACAUUAAUACAGCUGAAGACAGUCAAGGAAGAACAACUGAGAUGGACAAUGAGGUGGACAGGAGAGGAGGGCCACCAGAAUUAGUUCCGCUGUCUGGAAAACUAGAAAAGAGUAUAGAGAAUAUUUUAAUUCGACCCACCGCAUUCAAACCAGUUCCUCCUCGAAGCAGCAGUUCCUCUGUGGAGACUCAUAACGACUUGAGCACUAUCCUGGGCAAGAGAAUUAGUCCUAUUGACAGGCUAAAAGAUCUUCAGGAUCCAAAGUUGGAGACAAAUUCUGGUACCUUCUCUGACUCUGGAAGGAACUCUAUGUCCAGCCUGCCUACUCACAGCACCAGUGGCAGCAGCCAGAUGGACAACCUAAGCACUUCAACUAACCACAUGGCACGCCAUGGAGGCCUUGCCAAAAACAUAGACACAUCUCAGAACGCACAGGGGGGUGUAGCAAGGAUGAAUGGAAACUCUGGAUCCAGUUGGAUGUGUAGCGUUGCUAACGGUGGAAACAGUUGGGCCAAUGGAUUUGGUGAAACAAACAGAAACAGUGAGAUGACAAAUGGCAAUACAAGAUCCAUUGGUGUCCUAAGUGAAAAUGUAGCGGCAGCAAUAAGUAUGAACAGAGAAAUAACUGCUGCAGCACUUACCCUUUCAUCCACUGAGCCAAAGAUGGAUUUCUCUGGAAACCAGGAACUGCUUCUGGAACACAGAUUUACAAUUUCAGAGCAAAGCCCGACAAAACCAUCAUCUUCCGGGGGCUGUGUCCGAUCACCAAUUUCAAUGGAUGAAUCACUGAUACAGCAGCUGGAGGAGAAACUUCUAGAACGUGAAACCGAGCUGGAAGAGUUACAAACGAGCCUUGAUGAGAAGGAGUCAGACACAUGUCAUCUAUUUGAGGAGAAGCAACGCUACUGUGCUGAGGAGAUGGAGGGGUUGAAACAACGCUGUUCUACAAAACUCCGACAAGUGUCUCAGAGGGCUUUGAAAGCCCAACAGUUAUUGCAGCUUCAGGUGAUACAACUUCAACAGGACAAGGAACGUCUGCAGGAGGAGGUGAACCAGCUUAAUCGUGACCGGGAUACUGCAGAAAGCCGUUUCCGAAUCUAUGAGAGCCAGAAAAACCUAGUACCCACUCUAGAAGAGACUCAGUGGGAGGUGUGCCAGAAGUCAGGUGAGAUUUCUCUGCUAAAGCAGCAACUUAGGGACUCCCAGGCCGAUGUUGGAAACAAACUCAGUGAGAUUGUAAGUCUCAAAGCCUCUCUGAAGGAGUCCAGAUGCAAGCUGGAAGAACUGGAGAAGAAGAUCAAAGACUAUGAGGGAGCACUUCACCAGCGGAGCGCUGAGGUUGAGGUAUCUAAAAAUGAGUUUCAAAGAAAGAAGAAUGAAGCUGACCUCCUCAGGGAGAAGGUGAACCUACUGGAAACAGAUAUCAAGGGCAUGAAGCAGGACUUAGCAAUGGCCAAAGAGGAGCAACAGCAGCUUAUGACCAUGAGAGCCAAAGUCGAGGAGCAACAGCUGCAACUGCAGAUAAGCCAAGCCCGGAUGGAGGCCUUUGGGACAGGUCAAGCCAAAUCGAAAGCCCAGGAUGGAACAAGUGCCAGCAAAACACUGAAUCAUAACAGAGGGACUGCGGACUUGGAUGCCCUACAGAAAGAGGUAGAGAGGGUGAGAGGGGAACUGAAGGAAGAGAAGCAAAAGAAACAUAAGAUGAUGAAUAGCUUCCAGCAGGAGAGACAAACGUGGAAUAAAGAGAAAGACAAAGUAAUCAGAUACCAAAAGCAGUUGCAGUACAAUUACCUACAGAUGUACAGAAAGAACAAGGACCUGGAGAAGAUUCUGAGGGAGCUAACGGCUGAAAUGGACAGUCGGUCAGAGAUAGACAUGGACAGCCAUACCUCUGAAAAGAUUUUAGCCACAGAGAUAUGAGGUCAGAGGAUGAACGAUUACACAAUUAACCGAAUGGUCUUAAAAGGGUUAAUGUACUAGUGGGCGGAAUUCACAAAGCAAAAUUUAAAGGGAGGAAACAUGAUGUCACAAGAGAUUUCAAGAUGUCAGGAGUUGUUCGAACUUCAAGAUAGCAUCACUUGUACAUACCACCAAAAUAUGUUCUCCUUUUAGAUCUACCAUUUAACUUAAACUCUUAGAAUGUAAUCCAUGUGCAUUUCUGAAUAGGUUCCUAUUAAAGGUGCAGUAAGCAAUUUUUGUUCAUUAGAAUUACAUUCUUACUUGAGAGACUGAAUUAGUGCUCCAUCAGUAACCAUCACAUCUGUCUCUGUGGCAGCCGUGAAUUCUGUAAACUCCAAAUAAUUGACCACAGUCAGACUCUUUGUGUAGCCAUUUAAGCAUGUUCUGCCUGUCAGUCAUUUUGUGCAUUCAUAGGGCAGCCGGUGAAUAGGAAGCAGGUGUCUUGGGGUGUGGCAGUUUAGACCUGAAUAAUUUUAUUUAACUUAAACAAUUCCAAUUAAGAACCAUAUUAAGUUUUAUAAGCAGUUGACAGGUGUUGGUUCAUCAUGCAAGGAUACAAUUUUGUAAGUAUUUAGCUUGGCAACAAUGAGAUGUGCUACUGUUUUCCUGCUAAUCUCUUAUAACAAUGGUAAGGGAUAUGGAAAGAAUGUGCAAGUCUUAUUUAGUGAAUAAUUUUGCAGAAUGGCUAACAUUGCUUACAGCACCUUUAAUCUGUGAAUAUCCAACCAAAUGUGACCCUGGAGCACAAAACCAGUCUUGAGUCAUUUGGGUAUUUUAGAAAUGGCAAAAAAAAAAUAAAAAAAAAAAAAUUAAUUAUCGAUUUUUCUUUUAUUCCAAAAAUCCUAAGAAUAUUAAUUUCCAUGUUUCAUGAAGAUAUUUUGUAAUUUUCUACUGUAAAUAUAUCAAGACUUAUUGUAUUAGUAAAAUGCAUUGCUAAGAAAUUCAUUUGUACAAUUUCAAAAGUGAUUUUCUCAAUAUUUAGAUUUUUUUGCAUCAUCAGAUUCCAGAUUUUCAAAUAGUUGUAUCUCAGCCAAAUAUUGUCCAAUCAUAUCAAUGGUAAACUUAUUUAUUCAGCUUUCAGAUGAUAUAUACAUCUCAAUUUCGAAAAAAAUAAAAUAAAAUCACCCUUAUGACUGGUUUUGUGGUCCAUGGUGACAAAUGCUUACCUCUAUCUAAUCCAAACAAUCCAGCGCUUCUUGCCUAAACCUCAAGCAGUUGUACAUUCUCACUACAGGGUGACAAAGUGAUAUGAAUGUUUUAUCUGCUGUUAUUGCUAGUUUGCACUCUCUCUUCCUUUUUAUAUGACAAUAAUCUUUAUUACCAGUGUCUUGGCAGAAAGACUCAUAGAAACAAUAUGUGUACAGGAAUAUAGUAUCUCAUACAGUGAGAUUAUGUCAUGUUCAAUGAAAAUGCACUGUUCACAAACAUAUUUCAUUGUUAAUCUAAAGUAUUUCACAAUUCCUUCAAAUCUUUUUUAACAGUACUAUACUAUCAACUUUAAAGCCUAGACAUUGUACGGUUUUUGUUAGAACUGAAAAAGUACAGUCAAGUCACUUUCACUCGCAGACACAUGUGGGAAAAGGGUUCAUUAAAACAUUUGUUUUGGAAAAUAUUACUUGGUUAGAACAAUAAUAGUGAAUGCAUGAUGACAAAAUACUCAUUUUUGGAUCAGUUCUGGAAUUGUCUGAAGGAAUUGCCUAACUGGGGAAAAGAUAGGUCUUAAAACUGACUGAACAACUAUUUUACUCUCCAGUAUAAGUACUGAAUUUUAAUUAGUUAUCGCUUCAAAAUGAUAUCUACAGAAAUAUUUAUAUAGGCCGGAAGAGGCCUGACAGUACAACAAUAUGUUAUACAGAGAUGAAACUUUUUUUUUUAGUCUAGUGCAGAAACACAGGUGGUGGUAACAAAGCAGUGUGUUCUCCUUUAAAACUUAGAUGUAAUACAAUACUAUACUUAACCGCUCACAGGACAACUUUUCCUAGAAAUGUUGCUUGUAACAGCAAACAGAAAGAUUAAGGUGGGCAGCACUGAGACUGUUUACGUUUUUCAUUGCACAAAUUUGUUACCCAAUGUUUCAUCAUACAAAAGCCCCCGAAAAGCUGCCUUGUAAGUCAUCACCCCUUGAGCUUCCUGGAGUUUUGAUUUGAUAACAACAAACGGAUAAUCAUAUUAUUGAUGGUGCAGGGUGGUUGUGGGGUGUAAGGCUGUCUGUAGAUUGUUGUAUAUUUCUUAUUUAUUUUAAUUAAAUAAAUUAAGUUUUUUUUUUUUUCCUGAGUGCUGUUUUAGUCGGUUUUCAGUGAGUCAUUUUAUAGUUCAUCAAGUUGCAUAUGGCACAAUACCUAAACUACGGUGGCCGAUAAGUGCAAAACAACAUUACAAAGUGUGAAACACUUUUACGAAGCUCGAGACAAAUUUACAUUUUGGAAAACAUUUUUACUUACUAUAAAACACAAUUACAUGGGGAAAACACAUUUACCAAGGACGAAACAAAUUUACAUUUUAGAAAACAAAUUGACAAGAGGCAAAACACUUUUACCAGUCCCGAAACAAAUUUACAAUGACAGAUUUUUCACGGAAAGGGAAAGUACCACACACCGGAAGUGACGCGGUGAAAGGUGUUGUUGUUGUUGUUGUUGUUGUUGGUGAGCGCGGUAAAUUCGUGUGGUUGUGGAGUAAAUGGCAUUAAUGAAGUUGCGGCCGAGGGAGGUUUUGUGGCAAACACAUGAACAGCUUAACGCGGUUUUUCUUCACUUGUCAUCGAUGUUUGGAGUUUCUAAACGACGCGGACCAGACGGAAACACAAGACAUACUCUGCAUCAAUGUGUUCAAUAUUUUAACGAGGUCCACUCGUACCCUGUAAUCAUCGACAUGAUGUCAAGUCUACACGGUGUAAACAUCAGCUUGAGGGCUCUUAAAAGUAAACUGAACGAAGCGUUGUACCGCAGAAGAAAGGAUACUUGGAUGAGUGUGUGAGACUGUGGAACAGUCACAGCAUUCGCCCUUCCAGAACAGCAGCAUGUUCGGGAGUGCCCAAUGAACUCUACUACUUACCACACAGGUUUGCCUCCAGAGACUGCAGAUUUCAAAUUGGAUAGGCUGAACUGGAUGCCCUUACUGAGGCAGCCUGUCAUUGACUCCUUGUGGGGACCCAAACAAGCAGGAGUACUUGGACUUUGCCAUGGAACACAAUCAGUUACAGAAACCAGAGAACUGGGACUCUGCACCAGAACUGUACAUGAAACUAAUCUAAUAUGUCUCAACUAUGAAAUUAUAAAAAAAAGGGAGUUUUUUGUAGUGGUGGAAUACUGCUGUCUGUCUGAACACAAUGUUUAUGAAUCUGUCCCCCACAGCUUAAUUGUUUUUGUGUAAGGUAAAUUAAUCAAAAAUACUAAUAAUUAUUUAAUAAAUUUUUGUAGUAUAGAAAACAAAA